CCUAGCAAGGUAGUCCACAGGUUAAAUAUAUCCCCCAAGUCUCAGUGUCGAAAUUACUGUAGUUGUAAAUAUACCUGGAUAGAUACGUUUGUGAUUUACUGCAAAAACGGCCAAGUGAAAUGUGAUUAAUUUCCGGGUUAAUUUCUACGUCUCCAAGUAAGGGUGCGAGGAAAUGCAAACGCUGCUCGAGAUUGGACUUGUGCUCCUUCUUCUUGCGGUCGAAGUGGUUCAAGCACAGCCGGAUCCAUUCACAACUACUAUAGACUGCUAUCGGUGCCUGGGGCCUUUGAGAAACAGCACGUGCGGGGAUCCCUUCGACGCCGAAAAGCUCCACCUUGGUGAGGAGGAGAGCGGUAUUCAGAUCAUAAAGUGCAAAAGAGGGGCGUGUCUAAAAUGGACGUAUUUUCACAAAGGUGAGCUGCUAAUCAGAAGAACGUGUUCGCUGGACGAAGAAGACCUCGUGUUUCACAUACCUCUGGUGGACGUGUGUAGAAGGGAGAGAGAUGGCAACGGGCGCCUCUGCAUGUGUUCCGGUGACUUGUGCAACGCCGCACGCCAAACUUCCGCUUCCGCUUCCUGGAGCCUGCUUAUAGCACUUGGCUCGGUAAUUCUUUCUGCGAAGUUGCUUCUCCUCAGCUGACACCUCUCUCCCUGGUUUGUUCAGUGUAAGUGACAUUGAAAUAUGAUUCAACCCAAGGCCUAUAGCAGUGCAUUGUCUGAAAUUACGAGAUCAAAAGACAAGCUGAUGGGCAGAUAUGAUAGAGAAAUGUACGCGAUUAAAAGGAAGGAAAGACAGCGUGGUUUUCAUUGGUGCUUCCGCCGGAUCUGCUGUUAUGGGCCUUUUAUGAAUCCGGGGAAAUGUCUGUAGACCUACUCAACGUAACAAAACUCCACCGACGAGAUGGGAACACAGGCAAGCUUCCAUGGUGUUUUAUUAUGUGAUUAAUUAUCUUUUUCUACUCUUUGUGGUCAAGGUCUCUCUAAUGUUUUUCCCCGUUUCUUCAUGCACCACAAAGUCUCAUGGGAAAUAUACACAGUUGCAUCCAUCAACAUUGAUGUUUUUUUUAAUUGCAGUUAUUAGCCUAUUGUUUUGCAUUGUUAGAACCAGUUAAAACAUUGUCAAACUGUAACAAAGUAUUACUAACAAGGAAUUGUUAUCAUAUGGGAGGCGCGCGCAGAAGCUCAAUACCCAAAGGGAAUGUUCUAUUAAAUAAAUUCUUUAAUCACGUUUAUCAUUAAAUUUAACGGCUAUAGGACCUAGAUACAUUGACAUAAUGAUGGAAGCACGGGAGAUAAAUUUUGCACGGAUUCGACCGACUAUUAUUUUUUAUCUAUCGUAGACUCACCGCUUUGGCGUCUUCAUGUUUGACUUUUUGUUGCCUUCCAGUGAUCCCAGAGGCUAACAUGUCAAUACCCAAUUUUGAUACGUGUUGCAUGAUGAAGUCUCAAUUAAGCCUUCUGGGGCCAUUCAAUAUUCCCACUUUGUCAAUAAAUGAUGACUGUAUUAUAUAAUAGCCAACAGAGGACGAUCUGUUUUUAAUGUGCCAGGAACAGCACUGUAUUUCUUCCCGUUGCCGAGCAAAUGACAAAAGAGAUGGGGGCGUUAAGGGGAAUUUUAGGCGGCCCCAUGUAGGCAUUUAGUAGCUUGUUGUUUCAAUUUAGUUUUUUUAAGAAGAAGGAGCAAAAUACUCAUUGUAUAUACGCUUGCUUAUCGCCAUUUAUAUAUCUGGCUAUCCAAACAGGUUAUCCUGGCAAAAUACCCAUAAUGCAUAUUAAAUAAUGCAAUUUAUUUUUACCUUUAAGCGCCAGUGGUAAUGAUAAAGGAAUGUUGCUAAUUUGAGUUGUAGUUCUAGGUAUUUGGCCUUCUUAAUGAAAAGCGUUAAUGUUUGUUUUGUUCUCAGAAUACACGUGGUGAGACACUUAUCUCUUUUAUAUAUAUAUAUAAUGUAAAAUGUGAUAGUUUCUGCAGCAUUUUAAAGCGGCUGAAUGUGGCAGGAGAUACACAUUGUCUACGCACCAAAUUAAGAAAAAUACUGAAGGAUUUUACAUUUCGUUUUAAAUGCUUAAAUACUCAUAUAAAACAGCAGUCGUGCUUAAAUCAAGUCGAUUGUAGCCAGAGAGUAGGUCGAUAGGAUAAGGUUUUUAGUACAUAAAUGAGGCGAAUACUGUAGACUUAAUAUG
This is a messenger RNA of Lingula anatina, 2181 nucleotides long. Its product is annotated as UPAR/Ly6 domain-containing protein qvr. The record is from RefSeq and is a predicted model, not a curated record. Lineage: Eukaryota; Metazoa; Brachiopoda; Lingulata; Lingulida; Lingulidae. Gene Ontology annotation, biological process: regulation of synaptic transmission, cholinergic; positive regulation of voltage-gated potassium channel activity; sleep.